AUGACGGCACUCUGUCCCGUGCGCGCGCUCGUCGCGGCCCUCUCACUGCUACUGCUGUCUCCCGCACUGUCGAUCGCAUCGCCCACCGCGACCACAUUUUCGCUCACGAUGGACACUGUCGACAACGACACGUUUUGCGACGCGACGAAGCAGCUCAGCGGCUACUUCCACAUCACGGGGUCCAAGUCGAAGCACUACUUCUACUGGUUCUUCGAGUCGCGCAGGACGCCGCGCACCGAUCCGCUCGUUCUGUGGCUCACGGGCGGUCCCGGCUGCAGCUCCAUCUUGGCGCUCUUGCAGGAGAACGGCCCCUGCGCCGUGCACGCGGCCGACCUGUCGCUCGAGCGGAACCCGUUCUCGUGGACCGAGCGCGCGAACGUGCUGUGGAUCGACCAACCGGUCGGUGUGGGCUUUAGCUACGGAGACGUGCGCGAGUACGACACGACCGAGACAGAGGUGGCCAACGACAUGUUUGCGUUCUUGCAGGCGUUCUUUCAAGCCCGACCCGAGUACCAAGCGCAGCCGUUCUACGUCUUUGGCGAGAGCUAUGCCGGCCACUACGUGCCGGCGAUUGCGCACCGGAUCUUCACGGCCAAUGAGCACCAAGAAGGACCCGUGCGGAUCAACUUGCAGGGCUUUGGCAUUGGCAAUGGCCUCACGGACCCCGAGGUGCAGUACAAGUACUACCCCGAGAUGGCGUACAACAACACGUACGGUGUCAAGGCAGUCUCGUACGCUGUGUAUCGUGCCAUGCAAGCUGCCGUCGCGCCCUGUGUUGCCAUGAUCCGGAGCUGUCAAACCACCAAAGUCGCGUGCUUGGCGGCGCAGACGUUUUGCAAUGCAGCGCUCGUGGCGCCGUACGCGGCCUCGGGCUUGAACGUGUACGACAUUCGCGCCAAGUGUGAACAUUUCCCCAUGUGCUACGACUUUAGUCACGUGGAGAAGUUCCUGCGACUCGAGAGCACGUUAAAGAAGCUGCACGUGAGCCCGAACAGCGCCAAGUGGCAAAGCUGCAACAUGGCUGUCCACGCGGGCUUUUCGUACGACUGGAUGAAGAACUUUCAGCAGCUGGUGCCGCCGAUGCUGGAGGCCGGCAUUCGAGGGCUGGUCUAUGCUGGUGACGCUGAUUUCAUUGUGAACUGGAUGGGCUGCAAGGCCUGGACGCUGAUGCUGCCAUGGAGCAAGCACGACGAGUUUCUGGCUGCUGAAGACAAGGACUGGGUCGUGGACGGCAAAGUGGCUGGCAAGAUCCGUCAGGUCGGACCGUUUACCUUCCAGCAAGUGUACGAGGCUGGUCACAUGGUUCCUCUCGACCAGCCCAAGAAUGCGCUCGCCAUGCUCCAGGCUUUCACGUUGCCUGAGGAGCAACAGGGCGAGAAGGAAGCAGAGGUGACGGACUUUGCUGCGCAUCAGCAGUUGGACCAGCACGUCAUGAGGAAGGACGAGAGCGUCAUGAGCAUCAUGUAA
Molecule: messenger RNA, 1467 nt
Organism: Hyaloperonospora brassicae
Lineage: Eukaryota; Oomycota; Peronosporomycetes; Peronosporales; Peronosporaceae
Source: the annotation of a GenBank genome assembly